AUAAAUUUUGACACAAGCAGGGAAACCACUCUGUCAAAAGGAUUCUCAAUUUGCUCUGUUUUUUAAUUUUCAUUUUGAUCUGAAGAUGACCCGCGGAACCCUUGAAGUUCUUCUUGUUAGCGCCAAAGGUCUCGACAACUCCGAUUUUUUAUCUAAGUCGGAUCCUUAUGCGGUCAUCACCUACCGAACUCAGGAGAAGACUAGCGGCAUUGCAUCAGUUCAAGGAUCUAGCUCUGAGUGGAAUGAGAGCUUCCUCUUCUCUAUAUCCAGCGAUGGGACUGACCUCAAGAUCAAACUAAUGGACAAAGACACGUUCACAGCAGACGACUUUAUGGGUGAAGCAACAAUUCCUCUCCAGCCUCUGUUUGUUGAAAACAACGUUCCGCCCAUGGCAUACCAUGUCGUCAAAGAUGACAAGUACUGCGGAGAGAUCAGAGUAGGCCUCACUUUCACUCCCCAGAGGAGUAGAGGCCUUGAAGAGGAGAGCUAUGGAGGAUGGAAGCAAUCAUCGUGCGUGGAGUGAGGAAGAUGUUGGAAUCAAGAGUCAUUGUGAACUAUCAUUUGAUUGCAACUGCUUAAUGUUUUGAUCAUUUAAAGGAACCUGCAUUGUGAUGGAUUUCAGCAGUAUUGGUCAUGAUGUGCUCUUGUGUAUCAGAUCUUAUGCUCUUUCAGUUUUAUCCAACAAUUCAAUUACAGCCUUUUAUAUUUGAUGUGGUGUUAUUUAUCCAUCCAUUUGCUUCAUUAACCAUACAUGAAUAGAAGCAUUCAUUUUUUUAGGAUUUGUACGUGUAGUUAUAGAUAAAAAUACUGCUCAUUCAGUUCUGACAAUAGUUGUAUUCCCUUUUGAAAUGUCACAACUUAACAUAAUCAUUUUUCUUUAUGGUA
This is a messenger RNA of Salvia splendens (bonfire salvia), 885 nucleotides long. Its product is annotated as elicitor-responsive protein 3. Lineage: Eukaryota; Viridiplantae; Streptophyta; Magnoliopsida; Lamiales; Lamiaceae. The record is from RefSeq and is a predicted model, not a curated record. The coding region runs from base 86 to 523 and encodes 145 amino acids. The transcript is spliced from 5 exons.